AUGUAUAUGAGGUACAGCACACCGCCCGUCUUUGACAGUUCAAUUGGUAAACACGGCCAAAAACAUUUCCCACAAAAGCUUAAGAGUAAAACAGAUGGGGAAACCCCCCAAACCGAUGCAGAAGCUUCACAAUGCGACAACUUGCUCGAAAAUAUCGUCAAGGGUCAAUGGGUCGUAUAUAACAAAUCACUGGAGCGAGAAAUUGAUGACGUGUACACACGCUAUCGGUCACAAAGAAAAAUUCAAAAUAAGUGGACGCGCGAAGACGGGAAAUGUGGUUAUAACAAUUACCAGGAUAGAAUCCCGGGAUCAAAUUGGCCAAGGGUUGGAAGUUGGUGUGAUCGGUAUGGAAAUAAACCUUGCUGUGAUAAUUACAUGAACGGUGUGUGUCGGGAUGCUAGUGAGGAAACUUGCAACUGUCCGAAUUGCAUCGACACUCGUAAAUACAAAGUUGCUGAAGCUGCGAUUUGGAAAACUGAUGGAAAUUGCAAAUGGACAAAUUACUCCGGAGAUACUGCAUGCGAUGUAAUAGAAAAUUCUCAGUUUAAUGACCUCCAAUUUGUGGGGGAUUCACACAUGCGAAAUAUGUUCGUCGGAAUGAUGAUGCUGCUCUCAAAUGACCCAAACCAGGGCGCUUGGAGUACACAUACAACGCCCGAGCAGAAAAAGAGGUGCCACGGGUUCGAAUUUUUCUUUUGGGACAACUGCAGGACUGUAAUAGAAGACAUGUAUGAGCUGCCACAUUAUAACAAACUGUGCAGAAAUCGAACCCCGAAAUUUUCCGCUGCUGUAAAAGUGUAUUUCAGUCUUGAAUACGCUGGGAAGUUUGUAGACUUGGUAAAGCAGCGGCUUGGUAAAAUUGGCACACUUAUAGUAGUAGGGGUUGGCUUACACAUAAACUUAAACCCUACCGCCACUAUAGACCGUUACCUAAAGCCAGCUGUAGACGUAAUAGAAAAGCAUUACGCGAACUCCAGUGCAAUGAAAUGGCCUAAAUUGGUAUGGGUGCUUCCAUUGCCCGCUAACCUACUUAAACCAACGCAAAAUAUCAAGUCUCAAGGCAAAGAGGGCCUGGACGCUUUUUCUUCAAAGUUGAACGAGUAUUGUAAAGAACACGGGAUACCCGUCAUGGAUUUUGGAAAGAUGGCUCAGUUUACGCAGAGUUUCGACGGCUUCCAUUACGGACUGGCUGUUAACCUAAUGUUAAACCAAAUUCUUCUUAAUUACAUUUCUUCUAUUAGUCCCUAAAUGCACUUUUAGGGUCGUGAAAUAUGAUGUUUUAACUUAAAAAAGUGAGCAUAAGGUGUAUGAAUACACCAUGUGUGUCUGGUGUAUAAGAAGACACCCACGUUAUAACUCGACAGUGAGCAUAAGGUGUAUGAAUACACCAUGUGUGUCUGGUGUAUAAGAAAACACCCAUGUUAUAACUGGACAAUAUAUUGAAUUCUAUCGUCGGUAGGCUAUAUACACGUUUCUGUAUUUACUGUUAUGAUUCAAUAUCCGAACUUAAAAUGCUCUUAACAUAUAUAUGCUGCUGACUCGUUGUAAUGCUGCAGCGUUACUGCGUAACCACACUACUUAUCCUACUAUGCAAUUAUUAUCUUAAUGUGUAAAAUUAACUAUAAACUGCUAUAUUAUACAAUAAAACUUAAUGUAACAAUUCAU
Molecule: messenger RNA, 1665 nt
Organism: Ciona intestinalis (vase tunicate)
Lineage: Eukaryota; Metazoa; Chordata; Ascidiacea; Phlebobranchia; Cionidae
Source: RefSeq, a predicted model, not a curated record